AUCCAGUCAGCAACACUUUGAAAGAUGAUACAGGCGAGACCAUCGAAAACGAGCUUGACUCCCAAAUGCUACUGCUGCAAACGAUUGCAGGAAGCAAAGGCUAUGAAAUUUCCGGUAACGAAGAUCCAGUCAGCAACACUUUGAAAGAUGAUGCAGGCAAAACCAUUGAAAACGAGCUUGACUCCCAAAUGCUACUUCUGCAAAAGAUUGCAAGAAGCAGAGGCUAUGAAAUUUCCGAUAAUGAGGGUUCCGGAAAUUGCAUGUUUCAUGCAUUGUCUGAACAACUGUCUCGUAUAAAACGAAUCACAAUGUCAAGUUACGAAUUAAGACAAGCCAUUGUCCAGUACCUCAGGAAGAACCCAAGACAGCCGGAUGGAACAUGCAGGUCCAACUUCGUAGAAGGAUGGAAAUCUUGGGAUGAUUAUCUGCAGCACAUGAAACGAGACGGUUCUUGGGGUGAUCACUUAACUUUGCUUGCUACAGCAAACCUGUUCAAAACUUGUAUUCGGGUGGUAAGCAGUCUGUCACAUCACGAUGACGUCUUCAUUACGUCGAACUACUGUACUGAUGACAGGAAUCCUCUCGUGUUGGGACACGUCCCCGAGUUGCACUAUGUGUCCCUGGUCAGAAGGGACGCCAACCCAUCUGAGUAGAAAGAAAUCUGUGAAGGUAGACUGACUCUUCGUCAUGUAAUUUAAUGAGCUGGGUCAAAGAAAGAGGCAAGCUGUUUAAAAUUUCAGCCCUAUUGUUGGCUCAAACUUUGUCUGAUCGCAUUCACCCUUGAAAAAGAGAAUGAGGGUUAACCUUGUUUUUAUUGUUUCUGUUUUUGUUCAUGUUUUGUACUCGUUGUUCUGUUGUUGUUGAAGUUGUU
Pocillopora verrucosa is the source of this 871-nucleotide messenger RNA. The record is from RefSeq and is a predicted model, not a curated record. NCBI's taxonomy places the organism in Eukaryota, Metazoa, Cnidaria, Anthozoa, Scleractinia, Pocilloporidae.